CCUCUCCAACGGGUCUGUUACACACUGGAUUGCGUCAAAAUCUCCACCUCAAGGCUCUCUCUCUAUCUCUCUGCCUGUUUCACUCGUCUUGCUUAGAGUCUUUCAGGGUUGAUUGCUGUACCAGUUUUUUCAGGGUGGACAAAAAAAGAAGAAGACUUGGAUGAUAAACUCCCAUCCCAUCUCAGGUCGUAUUAUAGCAAUGAGUUUCGUUUCUGUUGCUGCUCUUUUUGUGCUUUUCUGUGGAAUGCAGUACUGUGCCGUUUGACUUCGGUUUGAUGGUUCAGCUUGUGAGAAGGAUGGUGCCUAAUUUAACGUUAUGCACCGGAGCAGCUGGUUUUAUUGAGUAAAUUAUACUGAUUACUGAUCCCGUUGUUCUUGUGUUUGUUUUUGUGGAACACAGUACUGUAGCUUUCGCAAGUUUCAGGUUGAAGGUUUAGCCUGUGAGAAAAAUGUUGAACGAUUUAGUGUGUAUCUUCAGGGCACUUAUCUUCAGAAGUGCAGGGGAGUACCUGGAGAUAAAAGUUUUUUGACUCAGACUCAGGUUUGUUGUCAUGAGACAGACAUUUUAAAGGAAAACCAAGCCAUGUUUACAAUUUGGUUUUGGGAGGGUUUGAGAGAUUUUCCAGCUUUUUAAAAAAAUUUGGAGUCCCCUAGAUGCACAGUUUCUCACUUUGUACUACUUACCAUGAAUGCUGUAUCCUUGUUUCUCUUUUCAGUGAAUAAUUAACCCGAUGAUUGAUUAUUUUGGCUCAAUUUGGCUUACUUACAUUUACUAUUCUGUUUCAGUCAGCUGAAGAAUUUACUCAGAAGGCACAGCAUGUGGUUAUACUGUUAAUAAUAAUGUUACCAUUACAUUUCAAAAUGUCUGCUGCUGAUAAAAAUAAUUUUGUUACAUCCCGUUAUUGGUCUUGUGUGACAGAAAUCAGUGUUUUGUUAUACCUCACAUAAGUGAUUAUUGCAAACACACAUGCCUACAGGUUUAUAAUUAUAUGUUUGUGGGAACUCUCAAUUAAUUUUUAUGGGCAAAACUCUAAUUCCAACAUGAUGACCCUAACCCCCCACAACAUCAAAGUAACAGGUUUUUAUUACGUUGUGGGGGAUAUUUGGUGCCCACAAUGUAAUAUAAACCUAAUCCACACAUAGACACACACACAUACAGUACACACGCACACAAACACACACACACAAAAUUACAGAAUGCGGUUGCUGGGAAAGGUCGUGUAUCCCAUAAUGACAUUUGUUUUCAGGGACUUGUAAAAGCCUGACCGUCUCGUGAGCUUACGCAAAGGAAUUUUGAGCUGCCAGGCCUCAGCCCCAGGGAAAGCGUCUCUCUCUGUUUACUUUGGGCUGUGUUGAUGAAAUGGGUGACGGACAGAGUCUCUAACACUGCUUCUCUAGAAUAAACAGCCAUAUUCUCCAGGGGCAGCAAGCAAGAUUAUUUCAGUGGCUCAAUGUGGAGCUUUUACUUCAUAGGUGUUGUAAGUGAAGCUUGUUAUCGGUUGGGUAUUAUUUGCUUAAUAAAACAAUGGAUAAUAGGCUCAGUUUGAAUUAUGAAAAGUCUUUGUAGUGUGGAAAAAUCACUAUUGCUAAGUUCAGAGUAACCAUGAAAGAUUCAUUUUUUUGUUGUAAGAAAUCGAUUCCCUGUUUGUGUCAAAAUUGUUAGCGAACCGGAGAUUGAAAUUGCCCAUAACUAUUCUGUUGCAUAUUAUAUUGAUUACUAAUGCUUCCAUAUAUUGCUGGCAGAAUUAAGAAAAAAUGAAGUGUAUAGGCCUUAUAUAGAUAUGUAUAUAUACAUGUCACUGUCAUUAAUUAGCACAGUCAAGUAUAUUCGCUAACGCCCGUACUUCCUUCUGCACACUCAACCUCCUUCCCACUCAGUACUUUGUUAACAAUUAAGGAGACAGUCUUAUUCAGAACUGAUUCAUGUCCAAUUGAUUUCACAUUCUGGGAAAAAUGGCGAGUGGGAGACAAGGCAGCGCCCCAAACUGCUGAGACCUGAACCACAGCACCCCUGUCCCCAGAGACAAGACAGCGCUCCGAACCACAACACCCCUGUCGAAAAGACAGCGCUCCGAACCACAACACCCCUGUCGAAAAGACAGCGCUCCGAACCACAACACCCCUGUCGAAAAGACAGCGCUCCGAACCACAACACCCCUGUCGAAAAGACAGCGCUCCGAACCACAACACCCCUGUCGAAAAGACAGCGCUCCGAACCACAACACCCCUGUCGAAAAGACAGCGCUCCGAACCACAACACCCCUGUCGAAAAGACUCUCAGUGGGUUCAUCCAUGUUUUUAUUCAUAAUCAUGACAACAGAAAAUAGCAUUUGGAAACUGGGGCAGUGACUUGUGGAUAGGCUUGCCCAAAAUUUAACCAGAAUUUAAAAUAAGUACACAUCAGGAUAUUCUGAAUAAAUUCUGAAGGUAUUAUUCCUUUCAGGUAAAUAGGUUAAGCUCGAUGAGUGGCACACUCUCCCUCAAUGAGAGCCUGCACAGCCUAAACGAAAAUGUGUGGUUAAUCAGAUGCCCCUUAACAAUGUCCAAAUUAUUCCUGCUUUACAUCAUAUCAACUCAAAGCUAUGCUGUGAAAAAAUACCCUCUCAAGCGAUACCUGGCCAGUAGUUCAUUCUCAGUAGGCAGUUUUAUAGAGGGCAAAGGUUCACAGACUUGUUUUCGGUCGUUUUUGUCAGGACCUUAUUUGGUUAGAGUUCCUUAUCCUCUGCUUUUGAUCAGGCCCACAUAAUGCCACUGAUGCCGAAAAUCUUCAUAUGCACCUGAUGGAAAUCUCUGCCUGCGAACCCUUUAUACGACAUGCCACUAAUUUGAGGCCUGAGUUCUCCACUUGUCACCAUGGUAAUAUCGCUUAUUCUGGUGACAGGUAAUAGCUCCAAGUCCAGAAUGACUAACAAGAAAGAAAGUGUGGUGAGGAUACAGUAAUCGCCAGGAAAACGUGGGAAGCGACUAGUCAUUUGUUAUGUGUGUUGACAGUAGGUUGCUCACCUGAUGUUCACAAGCACAGAGUCUUAAUCACAUGUGCCUGUAUAUAGUUAACUGAUUGCUGUGGGGUGCAAGCUGUUCGUAUUGGAAGAUUUGCUUGGGUUAGUAUUAGAGGUCUGUUUGGAGUGCAGGGUUAGCUUGCUUUAUCACUGGUAUACCCACCCCCCCAGAUCUCAUUUGGUAUCAAAGGCCCUGUGAUCUCUGGUGUUAAUGUAAUUUAUGUUCCUGUCAUCUACCCAGUAUAGUGGCAUAAAUAUAAGUAGGAAAGGACAACCCAUGAACACUAUUGGGCUUGUUUUUCCUCAUCCCAGUCAAAUUCUAUGUAAAUAACAUGCUUGUUUUUGCAUUUAUGCUGAACAAUAUAAGGCUGUGAGGCCUAUUUAAAUAUCAAAUCAGCACAAGAGCCGUACUCAUACCGCCUGCUAGUUAAAGUGCGAUAGUAUCCCAGCACCGUAGACAUCCAUUGAUCCAUCCAUUUUAUGAAAUCGCUAUUCAGGGUCGUGGGGGGGUCCAGAGUCUAUCCCAGAGGCUAUGGGCGCAAGGCGGGGAACAACCCAGGAUUAAUUAAAUCCAGGAAAUAAAGGUCUAUAUACAAAGUACAUCCUUGGUUCUAUAUGCAUAGCACUAGUGUGCUACUGAUGUCCAAACCUGUAGCACCUUUCCAUCCACACAUAGUAUGUCAUGUUAGCAUUUCAGCUUUCCCCAGCUGGUUCUGCUCAGUGGUUGUUGGUACAGAUGGGCCAGUUUCAGUUCUGUGGCCCUGCCAGUCUUUGCCGUGAUCUUCAGGUUUAAGAAGCCAUCGGCUGUCCAUGUGGCUGCUGCCACAGAUGCAUAGAUUGAUAGCUGUCUUCAUACAGCUGAAUGUGGGAAGGUGGACAGUCAUAGUCUCAUUUUUAGUACUUCACUGGAUGCAUAGUCUUUUUGUAUGCAGCUGAAAUAGUGGCUUUUUAUGGCUACAGCUGUAGUGCUAUGUGCGCAUUUCCAGACGAUGGCAAAUUAGCAGACUGCUAUGUGGUGAGUCUGACACAGACCUACAGUCUGUGAGUAUAGAGUACAGUUAUGCCAAUAGCUACAGUCAUAAAAAAAUACCAAGUCUGUCAGGAGGUAACGAAAUGCAGUAAUUAUUUCUCACCAUUCCUGUGUGAUCGGCAUUAGUGUUAUGAAGAAACGGGUCUAUUCACAUUCUGAUUGUGCCGUAAUAGUUUUCGACACACUGCUCUGAAUGGAUAUUUUAAAUUUGUGUUUGUCUAAAGUCCAUCAUUUGCUGUAGUGGGUGGUCAUACAGCAGGAGCACAAGCUCAUAAAUGCAAAAACGGUGGGUGCAGGUGUUAGCAAUGUACUAAUAUAGGCUGCCAAUGUAAAUGUUGUGUUGCCUAGGCUUUGGGAUGCUGUGUCCCAGUGGAUCUGCACCGGUGCAUGGGCCUGCAUUGUUCCAACUGCUUAGUCAUUCCCCCCCCCACCCCAUAAUGGCACGUGGUGCUGUUUCCUAGCCUGAUCUGAAUGAGCUCAUUGCAUUACAAAUUGAGGCUGGUUACUCCAUGAUGGCUCCGAGCUCGUUUUCUUUUGUGAUUUUGCUUCCACCUGGUUUGGUCUGUCCUCCCACGUGGUUCUGGUGGUUUUCUGAGCAUGAAGGUCACUGUGACAGCCGUACGAAGACUUUUUGGAGCUGUUCAGUGUUUUUUACAAAUUAUUUACCUGGCAGGUAGUUAGUGCUGCUGAAUUUCAUUUGGGAUAAAGAUUUCACACAGUUAUUCAGUGUGCUGUGUGUGCGUAGGCCGUAUGUACAAACACAUUAAAGCAAAUGUUGCCAUUCAUUUUUUUUUCCCCCAUUGUCAUUCGGUUCUCUUGGCAGUGCUUCAGAUCACACGUGAGACACGCAUGCAAACAUCCAUGACAGUAUUGUGCUUUUCUGUAACUCGGGAGAUUCUUCAUCACAAGCAGAGGCAGAAAAGGCACAUAACUGUAGCAAAAUAGCAGGACUGAGCCCCCUGUACCUCAGCCCUCCAGCAUAAGCCUGCGCACGCACAGCAGUAAAGCACAGUCAGUAUUAAAGUAAUUUCCAACGAGGGUGAAUUGGUGGCAUUCAGAACAAGGACCGAAACUGUAACUAUUAAUGUGUCACCCUGCAAGUCAGAGGUAUUUAACGGCUGAAAGUAACAAGUAGUAACAAUGGCUUAGUAUUGUAAGGCAGUAAGUUUCAUGUGCAUUAGUUAAGUUGUCUUCUUUUAAAGGCCACUGUUAUAUGUGCAGUAUUGUGCAAAACUCUCAGACAGUCAAAAAUGUGUAACUGAUCUUCAUGUUGAUGUAAAACUAUGAUAUUUCGUUUGUCAGUGUGUGCAUCGUAGCCAUUUCAAAGCCUCUCGUAAAAUCACUGCAGUAGUCGCAGUAACCCUAAAAUACACAUGAUUAGUUGGUAUUGUGUUCAUUUCUAUGAUGUGAUUAUAAAGGUUUUUCAUUUUCUUCUUGUUUACAUGCCACCAUUCCAGCCUAAAUACUACAACACUGUACAGGAAAAUACAAUUUCAGCAGUGGGAGAACAACUCCUGGGGUAAAAUGGGUCAUACCCAUUUUAUACAGUACUACUUAAAAUUGUUUUAAGUAUUGUACGAAAUAUUUUUUCUUAUAACUUCCACCAUAAUGAGAUUGUAUACUGUACAUACAAAUGAGAGAUAUAAAAGUAGCAUAUCACAAGCUCAUAUAAUAGGCAUCCUCACAAAUGUUUUGUACACAUGUAAGAUCUGCAAUCGGAGGGGGGCUGUCAAUGUUGUUAGGGAGGCUCGGGCCCUGGGGCAACUGCUCUGGCUACCCCAUCUACUGUACUAGUCCAAUCCUGCUUUUCAGCCAAAUCACGGUAACACUGCAGAGGUCAUUUCCAUUUCAGCCUAAAUACUGUGACACUGCACCGGACAAUACCAUUUCUAAAUAGUGGAACACUGUGCAAGAAAAAUACCAUUUCAGGCUAAGUACUGUGACACUGUCCAGGAAAACAGUAUCUCAGCCAAAAAUACUUUAACACCAUGCAGGAAGACACUAGUUCAGCCUAAAUACUACAGUACGAUAAUACUUGGAAAAAUCUGAAAAAUGUUUGAUCUGGUCAGUUUAGCUGACACUGGCCAUAUGUACAUUGCUCUGUUUUGCUAUGACCUUUUUUAUUAUGGAAAGGCUUGUAUUUAUGCAGCAUGGGUGGUGCAGUGGUUUGGCACUGUUGCCUCACACCUAUGGGACCAGGGAUGGAGUCUCUGCUAUGGCGUUGUUGGUGUGGGGUUUCCUUGGGGUACUCUGGUAUCUACCCAUAGUCCAACACAUGCUGAGGAGAACUGGAGUUAUCAAACUGUGAAUGGUUUGUGUGCCCUGUGAUGAGUUGCUCCCUACCUUAUGCCUGUAGCUUCCAGGAUAGACUACAGACCUUGAAUAGGACAAGCAGGUACAGGUGAUGGAUGAUUUUAAUUUAUUUUCUUUUUUUCAAUAACUCAAGCUGAAAGGUGCUCUGCAUCUAGAGGUUUGUAUUUUAUAGUACUAUUAUGAGUUUCUUGUCAUGUUGGAAAAAAUAGAGACCAUGAUACAUGGCCCCGCAACCCAGUAGGAUAAGCGGUUUGGAAAAUAUAUGGAUGGAUGGAUGAUACAUGGCAUAUCAAUAACCAGAAAGUAAUACGUCUAUUAGGUUUUUACAUUAGUGAUACACUCAUAAGUUAAAAUGAGCAACUAUACUUUGAUGUUUUCUGAUCCAACUAAAUAGGUUUUACUGUAGCAUUUGCCAAAAUUUGCAGUUUUGUAGUGAGGAAUAACAUUUUGUGGUAGGGUCAGAAGAUUAUACAUCCAACCAUUGACAUGAGAAAGCUAUAAUUAUUACUUCUCCAACAGCUCCAACUCAAUUUUCAAAAUAUUUCAACACCACAUGCUUUAUUUAGUUUGUGACACUGGAACAUUGAUGACUUGCUUCCCUGUACACAUCACUCAGUAACCCUUCACACAGGGAUACUGAGCCUGUGGCCCUGAGCCUUUUCUCUCUGCAUCACUCAGUAACCCUCCAGAUGCUGGAUGCUGAAUGCAGACGGAGAUGCUGAAUCUGUGGCCCUAACUCUGCGUAUCACUCAGUAAAGCUGUGUCCACACGACGCAAGUGACAAAACGUUUGUGGCAUUCUGUCAAUGAAGAGAACAGUGCCUCUCUCUACUGGCGCAGUGCCGCCUGGUUUUUGCUGCUUCACCGCAAUUGAACUUUGACCUAGUUCACUGACCUAUAGAAAAUCGGCAUCCAGUCAGAUAUCAUAUUCAGUUUGCAGCGGCUAGGUUCGGCAACUUGUAAAGUUUUGCUAACCUAUUGUGGGCUUUUUUUAACUUUUGCCUCUUUUUGACCCAACAGCAGGAGAGCAACCCGCAAACCAACAGUGUAAUUCAUUUUGUUCCAAGCCAAAAAAACACUUUACAAUCGCAUUUAUUUUCAGAGCAGGCACUUUCAUGACGUACAGUAAUGUUCACCUGUCCAGUGCCUUUCACAAGCAUUAGGAAGUUUGCCGCUGACCAAUUGAACAGGAAAGCAAAUUUUUGCCACUUGCUGUGUGAACAGUGCCUAACCCUUCAGACAGGGAUGCUAAGGCUGUGGCCCAGAGCCUUGACUCUCCUCUGUUUCUUUGCAUCUGUAUUAGCUGGUUUUGAUUUAUUGGGGGGGCUACUAACUGGAGGAUUACCCCCCCCCCUCCCCCCAAGAUCUUGGGGAGGCGACAUCAUGUUUUCAUCAUUCGCGUGCUUUAAAAAUGGAAAGUAUAAACUAUAUAGAUGGGAAACCAAGGAAAUUUCUUUUGAAUCCCAGUUAAAAAAUAUCCUGAACAUGUUUUCCAGUAUUUUUUGGUAUUUUUAUUGACUCACAAUUUUUCACAUAAAUAUUUUUGAUUUUCUGAUCUGAUCUGUUUUCAAGUUAACCUUUUGCAGCAGUCUGACAGCGAAGAUGUCUGAGAGAAUAUGUGUGUGUGCGUGAGUGUGAGAUGCGAUGUGAGCGCACACAGGUUUCCUGCUGAGAUGAGUGUGUAAGCGAGAGCGAGGCAUUUGGUGGUAUGACCUUUUUGAUAAAGAGUGACAGAAAGACAUCUGCCAUUUCGGGUUUCACCAUCCGGUGCAAGUGCAGAGACUCCAGCUGUCUGAGAAAAGGCCAGCCUCUUUUAUUGAUGUUUUGGCUGAGGCUUGUUUGUUCCGAGGUACAUUGUGUCUCGUUGUGUUUCACAGCACAUAGGGAAAUGUGGGGAACGUUAGUGCUGACGUUAGUGCAAAACCCACAACUGGUAGUGUACCAUGAACAUUCAGAGGUUCAUUACUGCAGGUCCUGCCAUCUCCUCCUAUGACACAUGAGCAUGUCUUCAACAAAUCGGCUUUAGUGACAUGCCUCUGAGUCCGUCUCUGAAGCCCUUUACCACACUGAUAGCUUAUUUUACCUCCUCUAUACCACACCGGUAUCUUAUUUUACCUCCCCUAUACCAUGCCAAUAACUUAUUUAGCCUCCAGUAUACCACACUGGUAGAUUAUUUUACCUCCUCUAUACCAUACCAGUAACUAAUUUUACCUCCUCUAUACCUCGCUGAUAGCUUAUGCUGUGUUCCAUUUUCCUCGGAGGUUGCACUCUGAACUGGGAAUGACAUCAUACAUGAGUUAACAGUGUACAACAAGUCAGAAUGCCAUUCAGCAAUUAACCAGAGAUCCUUUUCAAAAAGCAAGAUUUCUUCCUUACCCGGCUAACUUGUCAGAUUUCAUUUUUCCCAGUUUAAAGGCCUUCAUCUUUGUUCAUUGACAGUUAACCCAGACUACCUUAAAUCCGACAAAUCUAUCCGCUUAAGCUGGAAAUCCUGCUUACUGAAACUGGCCCGAGUUCUAGCCCGGAUUAAUUGUGUGCCAUUGUUAGCAAUAAUAGUGGAUAACAACACAUUAUACAGUAUAUUGAGUAUAAAAACACCGUAGCAACACGUCCACAAAUAGUGGUUGGACAGUACUGUGUGUACGCCACAAAUAAUAUGUAAAUGCUAAUAAACCAUAUAAAACUACUGCUUUAACUUCUGUUGAUAAAGGGCGCAGCCAUCUUGAAUUUUGAGCUCAGGGUUGUAUCGAUUCUUCCAAGGUCACGAGUCGUGUUCCGUGUUCCUAGUAGUUUCCUACUAGGAACUUGGAAUUUACUGAGAGUUAGAAGUUCAGUUGGAAUGCAGCAUUAUUUUAAUUCCAGUGUACCACACCAUUAGCUUAUUUAACCUCCUCUAUACCCCGCUGAUAGCUUAUUUUGCGUCCAGUAUACCACACCAAUAGCUUAAUUCCUCUGUACCCUGCUGAUAGCUUAUUACACCUACCUCACAGGUAUUUUACCUCCUCUAUACCCUGCUGAUAGAUUAUUUUGCCUCUUCUAUACCACAUCAAUAGCUUAUUUUACCUCCUCUAUAUCACAUCAAUAGCUGAAUUUGGGAUGUUAUGUAAAGAACACAUCUAAUAUCCCUUCAUCCAAGGUCCAUCGAGCCCUUUCAUGUGACCUCUCAACCACAUGACUCUCCCAUCAGUAGGUAGUGAUUGUUGUCUCUCCCUUGGAUACAGUCCCAUCUCUGUGGCACCUUAUUAAUUACCCCCCAUCCCAAGUGCCUAUUUUCUUUGCUGGUGAAUUUUUUUUCCCCGUUUCCAUUAUAGAAUGAAUAAUGUGCCAGAUCGGGGAGGGUCCUGUAGACAUGCGACACCAAAAGGAAUAAGGGGAGGGCAUGAUCCUGGAAUAAGGGGGCCUAACCCUGCAGCUCACUAUUUCAAUUUGCUCUCUUUCCCACACCCACACAAGCAUACCGUUGACUGGAGCCAGGGUAAAGCUGACCCAAGCUUGUCGCAUGCCCUCACAUAGUGCUGCCAGUGUGUAGACUGGAAAAGCUGCUAAGGUUUCUCCAAAAAUGGCAGCGUUCUCUCACGCGCAACACACAGGCUGCCAUUACAUAAGUGACCUUUUACUCAGAAGGCAGGCUGGUAGCUGUCCUCUCAAUGCUCUGGUUAGCAAGCAAUGUUGUCCCCUUCACAUUGCGGCUAGCCAGCGCCGCUGUCCCCUCGGUGCUGUGUUUAGCGAGUGGCACUGUCCCCUCUGCACUGUGUUUAGCGAGUGGCACUGUCCCCUCUGCACUGUGUUUAGCGAGUGGCACUGUCCCCUCUGCACUGUGUUUAGCGAGUGGCACUGUCCCCUCUGCACUGUGUUUAGCGAGUGGCACUGUCCCCUCUGCACUGUGUUUAGCGAGUGGCACUGUCCCCUCUGCACUGUGUUUAGCGAGUGGCACUGUGCCCUCUGCACUGUGUUUAGCGAGUGGCACUGUCCCCUCUGCACUGUGUUUAGUGAGUGGCACUGUCCCCUCUGCACUGUGUUUAGCGAGUGGCACUGUGCCCUCUGCACUGUGUUUAGCGAGUGGCACUGUGCCCUCUGCACUGUGUUUAGCGAGUGGCACUGUCCCCUCUGCACUGUGUUUAGCGAGUGGCACUGUCCCCUCUGCACUGUGUUUAGCGAGUGGCACUGUCCCUUCUGCACUGUGUUUAGCGAGUGGCACUGUCCCCUCUGCACUGUGUUUAGCGAGUGGCACUGUCCCCUCUGCACUGUGUUUAGCGAGUGGCACUGUCCCUUCUGCACUGUGUUUAGCGAGUGGCACUGUCCCCUCUGCACUGUGUUUAGUGAGUGGCACUGUUCCCUCUGCACUGUGUCUAGUGAGCACCGCUAUUCCUUCAGUGUUAUGGUUAGUGAGCAGUACUGUCCUCACCAAGCGCCACUGUCGCCUAUGCACUGUCCCCAGUGAGCGUCACUGUCCCCUCAGGACUGUGGACAGGGAGUAGUGCUGUCACCGAUGAGUGCCACUGUCCCCCCAGUGCUGUGGUUAGUGAGCGACGCUGCCCCCUCAGUGCCAUGGUUAGCUUGUGGCACUGUCCCCUCGGUGCGGUGUUUAGGGACCAACACUGUGCCCUCAAACUUGUGCUUAGCGAGCAGUGCUGUCCCCAGCAAGCGCCACUGUCUGCUCUGCAUUGUCCCCAGGGAGAGCCACUGUCCCCUCAGCACUGUGGUUGCUAGGCUGCCAGGAAAAAAAUGCCUUCCUGUUUAUUUACAUGUUUAGCAAAGCAUCCACAUCUCAAAAUAUGCUGACAUUGGCAUUUGUAACUCCAUAAGGUCCAGUGAUCAAAAUACAGUAUUGUUCUUUAUCCAAAAGACAAGCUACAUGGUGCAAACUUUGCAAAAAUACCAGUUUUUAAUGUCCCAUUUCCACCCUUUCAGGACAACAAGUGAGAGUAUUUGCAUUUGUAUUUGUACUUACUGUAUUUCUGUGAUAUUCUAAGUAACUCUGACUCAGAGAGUUGAAAUAAUGGGAUAAAACUAUUUUCUUAAACUAAAAAAGCUCAUAUAAAAAUACAGACACUUUACCAUGUUUAGAUAACUAGCAACCCUGUUCUUUCAUUGGAAAAUGAACGUCCGUGGUAAUGCGAAUCACCGUGGUGUGAAUGUAAGGUCAGGCAUCUGCUGACAUCAAAGCAAGCGUAAAAUUAACUGGCCUUAGUAUAUGAGAUGCAGUGAUGCAUCUGAGCACCAGAGGGCAAGUUUUUUCAUUCAGCAGCUAAGACUCCAAUAAGGUCCUGCAUUGAUGUUUGACCAUUCCGGAAAUUAACCUAGAAAAACAAAAAAUGCAUAUUAACCUAAAAGAUUGAUCCAUAAAUUUUACAGAUCGAUAUGAAAUCAAAACAAAUCUUGAAACAUUUCUUUCAACUGUUAAUCACAAAAAGAUAUUUUGCACACCCCUAAUGAUUUGCAUGAAAAGUAGAUUGUGGAUGUCUUCUAGACUGAACAGGAUGUCAAAUCGCCAGAUCACCCACCCCUAAUAUAGCGUAACUAGUGAUUUUGAAUGACACAGUAUAGUCAAUUAAAAAGGCCAAGAGGAUGUUGAGUCACAUGUCUAGGUGUCAAGGGAGAUGAUGCUAAGAUUAUACAAUUCGUUGGUAAGACCCCACCUAGAAUAUUGUGGGCAGGUUUGGUCAUCUUACCUGUAUUGUUGCCUUAGAAAGGGUUCAACAUAAAGCUACAAGAAUGAUUCCUGGUCUUAGAGGAAUGUAUUAUGGGAAGAGUUUAGCUGAGCUGAAUCUGUUCAGCUUCAAGGAAAGGAGACUAAGGGGGGACAUGAUCCACGUAUACAAGAUUCUAACAGGUAUGGAUGCGGUUAAACCAAAUAGCUACUUUAAUAUUAGUUCAAAUACAAGAACUCAUGACAUUAGUGGGAGAACAUUUAAACUGGAUUUGAGAAGCACUUCUUUACACAGCAUGUAGUUAGAGCAUAGAAUAGUCUUCUUGUUAGUGUAGUUGAAGCUAAAACCAAAUCAAAUCAAAGUUAGACAAGAUUUGAACAACUCUGUGCUAUUAGUUGAACUCUCCCCAAAUGAGCAGGAUGGGCCGAAUGGCCUCCUCUUCUUUGUAAAUUUGUUAUGUUCAUAUGUUCCGCUUGUGACCGCAAAUGGAAGGCAUUAGUUUUGGAGAAGGAAGGAGUGCAUGUGAGAGGGUGAGCACCAAGCAUGUUCCAGUACACAGCAGUGCUGUACUUCGCUCAUGCUACAGAGACAUUCCUUACCCACUUUCACACCAGUUUACUGAGGGUGUCUGACUGCAUUUGUCCUCUUGACACUUUGUCAAUAAAGGCUGUAUGACUGCAGGUCGUAAUGGGAAGAAAAGUCUUGUGUUUUCCUGGAAACACACCACAAUUGGAGAGCAGUGGUUUCUGUUGUCUCUUGUAUUGGCUGAGUGCAGCUUGAGGAACUUGCAGAGUGAAUCUGUGUUUCUAGAGGUUCGUUUAUUUGUGUUACGUUCUGACUAUCCAGCAGUUGAAGGAGCAGUACUGCAUUACCCCAAAUUAUGGCCGAAAUCCAGUGCUGACCGACUCCUUCUCACACCAACAGCUUCUUCAGAGCAUACGCUAAAGCUUUGCUCCUUCACCUGCUUUACCUCAUUGCCAUGGAUACCUUUUUCCGCCGGCACUUUAAGAGGAAGGAGGUGGGUGGGCCGGACUGCUGCAGGCCUCGCCGGGCCAGUGUGGCAGUGCCCACUAGCAAGGUGCGUCGCCGUUCCAGUGCGGGGCUUCCAUCUGCCGGGCUGAUGCAGCGCCGUCGCUCGAGUCUGCAGAUACAGGCCAUGACUGCCAUCUCUGAUACCCAUAACUCCAGGGCCAAGACUCGCUAUGCGCGAAGGCGCUCAAGCACGACCACACCCAGACUGAACCCUCGCUUUGCUGUGCGGCGCAGGCAGGGCGCAGGCAGGCCACGCACCAUCGAUGCCCACCUCCUCGGACCUUCUAUGCUGCUGGCCAGCCUCAUCCAGAUGACCGAAGAGGAAGAUGCCACAGUGGACAGGGCUCAGCGGCCACGGGAGGACCACGAGACCCUUAAAUGUAGCCCCCCGCCAUCCAGUUCGGAGGUGGAAGAUGACAGCUGCGACAGCGCCGACAGCCUGUCUGGGGAGAGCAUGAGUGAGCACUCUGAGCUUGAGGGCACCACCCAGUGCAGGGAGCAGGAGGUGUCCCAGGCGGUGGCAGUGGAAAGCCUGCAGCCGCGGCCUCUGCUCCGCGCCCCUCGCUGCCUGCGUCGGAAUUCAUCACACCUCCUGCCAGCUGAUGCCCUCUGUUAUCAGAAGAGCUACGACGGGCUGUACGGUCGCUACUACUGUUCCAGUCAACGCCGCUUGUCCACCUUCUCCCAGUCUGGAGGCUCCUGGCCUAGCAAGGCUGUGGCUCUGAGCAGCAGGAGGAGCUCUCGUGUGGGCAGGCGUCCCUCGUUCUACCGGAACUGCUCAACGUGCUGGAAGUUGCCUGCCCGCCGCAGAUCACUCAGCCCCCUGCAGGGGGCGUACUAUGACCCCCAGCUGGAGACAUGGAGUGUGUUCCUCGCAAAAGCCAUCGCCAAGGCAGGCCUUCAACAUCUGAGUGCCCAGCCCUGCGUAUCUGCUGUGCUGAGAGGCGACCAUGAGCGCGAGAUACGCAGCACCGUGGAUUGGAGUGAGAAUGCUGUUUACGGAGAGCACAUCUGGUUUGAGACCAAUGUCUCUGGGGACUUCUGCUAUGUUGGAGAGCAGCACUGCAUCGCUCGAACGAUGCAAAAAUCAGUACCUCGGAAGAAAUGCGCUGCUUGCAAGAUAGUGGUACACACGAUUUGCAUCGAGCAGCUGGAGAAGAUAAAUUUCAGGUGUAAACCAUCGUUUAGAGAAUCAGGAUCAAGAAACAUACGGGAGCCUACUGUUGUCCGGCACCACUGGGUCCACAGGAGGCGUCAGGAGGGCAAGUGUAAACAAUGUGGAAAGGGCUUCCAGCAGAAAUUUGCUUUCCACAGUAAAGAAAUUGUGGCCAUCAGCUGUUCGUGGUGCAAACAGGCAUAUCACAACAAGGUGACAUGCUUCAUGCUGCAGCAGAUAGAGGAGACAUGCUCUCUGGGGGCUCAUGCUGCCGUCAUCGUGCCCCCCACCUGGAUAAUUCAUGUCCGCAGGCCCCAGAGCUCACUAAAGUCAAGCAAGAAAAAGAAACGGACCUCAUUCAAGCGCAAGUCCAGCAAGAAGGGUGCAGAGGAGACGCGGUGGAAGCCUUUCAUCGUGAGGCCUAUUCCUUCGCAGCUUAUGAAACCUUUGCUUGUGUUUGUCAACCCAAAGAGUGGAGGAAAUCAGGGAGCUAAAAUAAUUCAGUCCUUCAUGUGGUACCUCAACCCCCGGCAAGUUUUUGACCUGAGUCAGGGAGGACCCAAAGAUGGCCUGGAGUUGUAUCGUCGGGUGCACAACCUGCGCAUCCUGGCCUGCGGGGGUGACGGAACGGUUGGGUGGAUCUUAUCCACGCUGGAUCAGCUUCAGUUGAAUCCCCAGCCAGCUGUUGCAGUGCUGCCCUUAGGGACCGGUAAUGACCUGGCCAGGACGCUCAACUGGGGUGGUGGGUACACUGAUGAGCCUCUGUCCAAAAUCCUGUCACAUGUGGAGGAUGGGAACAUAGUCCAGCUGGAUCGAUGGAACCUCAUCGUGGAGUCCAACCUGGAAGCCAGCCAGGAGGAGAAGGAUGAGCAGCAGACAGACAAGCUUCCGCUUGAUGUCUUCAAUAACUACUUCAGCCUUGGUUUUGAUGCACACGUCACCCUGGAGUUCCAUGAGUCGAGAGAGGCCAACCCAGAGAAAUUCAACAGCAGAUUUCGGAAUAAGAUGUUCUAUGCAGGGACGGCCUUCUCGGAUUUCCUAAUGGGCAGCUCUAAAGACCUGGCGAAACACAUCAAAGUUGUGUGCGACGGCACGGAUCUGACCUCCAAGGUCCAAGAGCUGAAACUGCAGUGCCUCGUGUUUCUCAACAUUCCCAGGUACUGCGCAGGCACCAUGCCUUGGGGGAACCCCAGUGAACACCACGACUUUGAGCCUCAGAGGCACGACGACGGCUGCAUUGAAGUCAUUGGCUUCACCAUGACCUCUCUGGCGACUCUUCAGGUGGGGGGGCAUGGUGAGCGCCUGAACCAGUGCCGGGAGGUGACCCUCACCACCUACAAGCCUAUCCCGAUGCAGGUCGAUGGGGAGCCCUGCAAACUGGCCCCCUCCAUCAUUCACAUCUCACUGAGGAACCAGGCUAACAUGGUGCAGAAAACCAAAAGGAGGACCUCCAUUCCCCUACUCAAUGACCAGCAGCCCAUUCCGGAGAGGCUCCGCAUCCGUGUGAAUCGCAUCAGCAUGCACGACUAUGAGGCCCUGCAUUACGACAAGGAGAAGCUGAAAGAAGCCUCAAUCCCCCUGGGCCUGAUUGUCAUCCCUGGGGACAGUGACCUGGAAACGUGCCGCUUGCACAUCGAGAGGCUGCAGGAGGAAGGAGAUGGUACAAAACUGAAGACCCUGUCCUCGCAGAAACUCUCACCAAAGUGGUGUUUCUUAGACUCUACGACUGCUGACCGAUUUUAUAGAAUAGAUCGUGCUCAGGAACACUUGAACUACGUGACAGAGAUCUCACAGGAUGAACUCUUCAUCCUUGACCCGGAGCUGGUCAUCACUGAGACGGUGGGCACGUCCCCAGGCAUGCCCGAUCUCGUCGAUUCCUCAGCAGAGUACCCAGGCCCAACACGCCAGUUUGCCUUCCCAUCAUCCUCUUCUCCGCCUGCCUCCCCUCUCCCCUCGAUCCUUGAACUGCAGAAGGCCACACAGCGGAAGCGCAUCUCCAGCGACAGCGCUGUGGCAGAGGCUCUAGCACAUGGCGACUCGCCUCGAUCGCCCGUGCCAUCACCCUGCAGGUCUGAGGGGACUGCCAUAUGUGACACAGAUAAAGUAUCAGCUGAAAUACUCUUUGAGUGUGUGAAGAGCAAAGACCACCGAAUGCUGAAGGAGCUUCACAAGCUGGGGGCUGAUCUGUCUGUGCAGGACUUGUCUGGCUGCACGUUACUGCACCAUGCUGCCACUGCCGGCAGCAAGGAGAUUGUCAAGUACAUCAUAGACAAUGCAUCCAGUGAUAUUUUGGAUGUAACCGAAAAGGAGAGCGGAGAGACAGUCCUGCAUAAAGCAGCCGCGAUGCGUCAGAGGACCAUCUGCCAUUACUUGGUGGAAGCUGGGGCGUCCCUAAUGAAGACUGACCUGCAGGGUGACACCCCUAAACACCGUGCAGAAAAAGCCAAGGACCCUGAGCUAGCAGCCUACCUGGAGAACCGGCAGCAUUACCAGAUGAUCCAGCGGGAGGACCAGGAAACAGCUGUGUGACCCAGCACAGCUUCUCUCCUCAUGCCAAAUGCUCAGCUUACCUGGGUAGGAAAGAGUUUAAAGGGCAAGGAGGCCAGUCAGGGCAGCCCAUCCUGCUUCCUGCACGGUGGCAGCCAGGGACAGGACACUGAGUUUCUUUUGAAGUUUCCUAUAUUGCACUGCCAAAAAGACUAUUGUUGUUGUGUUGUACAAGAAUGCACAAAAGAGCUACUUUCCGUUUCUGUUGUGUUGUUGCUUUUUUCACCACAGCAUCAGGUCCAAAGAGACUUCGAUCAUAGAGGGAGUUUUGCACAAAUGAGGAACAGAAUGUUUGAAGCUUGAAUGUGUUGCCGAUCUUACUGUUCUCUUGCAAUAUCUCCUUUGCAAUAUCAAAUCUGCCAUCACAAACUGCCUGGUGAUAAUAACUAAUUAUACUCGAAGGUGACCAGUCUGUUAGCAUUAGAUUUUUGACUCAUAAGAGAGUUGCUUAGAUGUGUUUUUUAUGACUGCUGUAGUAUCAUUUUAAAUGUUUUGACUGAUUUUUUUUUUUUUAACCAAACCUCAAUUUGUUGGUUUAACCUUCAUCUGAAAUUGACAUUUUACAUUUAAAGCCUCAUAUUUCUCUGUAUGAUUACAUUAUUUUAUUUUGUUCAAUGACAAGGACUGAGGAGUAUUAUCAUUGCAGUAGUUGUGUAGGUUUACAGGAGAAGGUUGGGUACUGUACGCUUAUUUUAGAAGAUAUCUGUCAAAGCAUUUUUUUCAUCCUAUAGCUUUGAUGCCAAUAUUUUCAGCUGAUUAUCUGAACUUCCACUUAGUGCUGGUUAAUGGUAUACUUGUUAUUACAUUUUAAAUACACAGAUAUUUAUAUAAGGCAUUGAUGUACAAAAAUACUAUUUUGCGUCUUGUGUUAUUAUAAAAAUGUAAAUUUUAGAUAUAAAUAUUUUUCAGAAAUUGCUAGCUGUUCUCCCAUGUUACAUAUAACUAUUAUUGUGAAACAUUCUUGUGUUAACUUUGCAGUUCCUUUUGCAGUUCUUACCAGAGAAGCGACUAGGAAGAUUUAAGCUGUGUGUUAGGCUGUAACCAACUUCUUCAAUUUUCUCCCAGUCUACAUGGAUACCGCUCAGGUCUACGUGGUGAAUUCCAAAGGAAGCUGGAUAAUUGAUUCUGACGAAAAAAUGUGUUGAGGCUAUUUAUUUUCUAGACUAUUUUUGGCUGUGUAUAGAACUGAUUGACAGUUAAAAUAAGGAACUGUUUAAUUUAAGAUGAUGAAGGCUGUUGAAAUGGCCUUAAUAUCAUAUAUUUUUUUUUUUUUCAGAGUAAAUUGAAAAGGCCUUUUGGCACGCAGAAAGACUCUCUUUUGCUGUGUCCCUGAAUGCAUUGUAUGUAUAUCCACUGUGACAGCUGGUGGCUGCUUUUCUAACAAUAAUUUGACUGAAAUGUGCACAGUGUAAAUAUACCUACAGUACGUGAAUGGCUGACAAACUCCCAGUGUGUUAAGAUACCAUGUAGGUCAUAGUGUUUCAAGCAUUGCUACAGUAAUUAACUGCUAAUUUUUGGAUCUGGCCGUCUUUAUGCUUGUACAGGGGAAGACAUAAUAGUCAGUCAUCCAUUUUAAGCUACUGCUUUUUAUACAAAAUAAAAACAUAUGACUAGCUUUUUCAGGUGGAGAAAUUGACGUGGAAGAGGUCUUGUCACACAUGUGGUCCUAGUUUCUUUUUAAUUCUAAAUGUUCUUUGUAUGUUAAUACAACCUUAAAUGUUUUUUUUCUUUCUUAAACCUUAUGCAAGAGCUUUUAUAUGUUGUACAGUGUUUCAGGUUCUCACACUAAGAAGACGCCUUAGAUUGCAGAUUGACUUUAAUGUAAUAUUUUUGCACUGAAGUUAGCUUAUUAAAAUUGCUUAAGAGAAUUAGGUUUACACAGGUGUCAUGAUAUGAAGCAAUUUUGACUCCUUCCUAGAUGUCUCCUCAAAAUGUAUUAAGGGUUACACAAUAGGAAUGUGUCAAUUGUCAAAUCUGUCCACUUUGCUUUUCCUGGCAAUCUUCACAUCUUUUUUUUCUCCCGCAUGCUGAAAUGUGUCCUUCUGAGACACUAUUGAGAGGUGAUUUAGAGAUUUGCUGCCAUUUCAGGUCCUUCCAAUAGAUAAAACUGGUUAGAAGUUAAUUUUGUGUGUCAUGGAGAGGAUGGACAAGGAAAGGAUAUCUAGUCAAACAUAUGUGACCCAUCACCACAAAAUGAGUCUUAUGGGUGUAUUUCUACCAGUGCGACUUAAGACUCAUUUCGUGGUGAUGGGUCACAUAUUUGAAAGACUAGUUUUUAAGACAGCUCAUCCUCUACAGCUGGUGAAAUUUUUAGUUAAUAUUAAAUCUAAAUAUUAAGUAUUAAAUAUAAAAUAUUAAGUCAAAAAUACCAAGAAAUUGGUUGGGCCUUUUUGAAUAUCUAUAUAACCAUUUGGACCACUACCUUGGCAAAAUUAGUAUCCAUAAUUCCAUUCAGUAGGAAAUGCUUUAAACAUGAUCUCUGGGCAGGGAUGGACAUAACUGGUACACAAGUCCGCAUUCACCUUUAAAAACGAUACGUGCGAUAAUCGAUUGUUUGUAAAAGCACAAAUGCACAUAAAAUAAGUAGCAUUUGCACUUUUACAAAUGUGACAAGAGACGUAUACUGGUGUAUAACUUUCUGUGUGUAAAAAAAGGAAGAAAAUAACUCGCAUUUUAACCUGUAUACCGCAAAUGAAGUAGAGUUAGCAUAUAAAGAUUAAAAUGCAUUAUAUUUUGUUUUCAUAUCAGCGCAAAUAUACAUAAAAUAAGUAUGAAUUUUCACUGUUACCAUAAUCGAUUGUCGCACGUAUUGUUUUUUAAGGUGAAUGCGUACUUGCAUUCCAGUUAUGUCUAUCCCUGUUUAUGGGUCAUAAUAUUGCAUGUUUUGACUGGCAGAUAAUAUUGUCAUAUUAGAUAUACAUACUCAGCCAAAUGCACGUUCUGGAUCUCAGAAGCAGUUUAUUUGCUAUUGUACCACUUAGUUACAACUGGACCAAUAUAAAAAUGAAUCCAGACAUGUUCAUAUUUCUGAUGCGGUCCACAGUGUCCUCUUCGUCCCAGCAUAUAUGUGUCUGUUGCCUUCCAGAAUCACUUGAGUGUGUAAAUGAUGGACACAGAAGUGCCAUUAAAAGGUGCAGUACUCUUAGAUGGCUAUAGGGCUAUUAUAGUAAUGGUACAUCAAUUUGUUGCAUUCUUUCCAACCCAGCUGACUAUGGUCCCAAGAUGGAGACCUUGGAAACACAGGCCAACCCUGCAUCUUCUAGGAGGAACUCAAAGUAUUUAACCGAGUACCAUAACCCUUAAUUAUUCACUGUACACUCAGGAGUUCUAGCAUCCAGUUUUAUAAAAAUGAAAAUAACAUGGUAUUUCUAAAUAUUCAUUCACUUAAUGAAGGUUCAGUAAGCCAUUAUUAUUUAUUAUUAUUACUAUAAUUAUUAUUAUUAUUACACACCUACGUUUGCAAGGUUCAUUCCAUGCACUUUACGAUGCUGAUCUGAUUGGCCAUCUUUUUGUAUUUACUUCAGAAAUAUAAGUUUUAUAUAAUGUAUAUUCUAUGGAGACAGUUCUGCUUUGAUUUUUAAGCUAUUUCUAGUUCCUGUAUCAACAACAUUCUUUUUUUCAAUAUUUACCUGGGUUUGGAUAAAGUUAUACCCCAGUGUACAUAGUCCAGGGAUCAGCUUGUUUUAGCAUGCAUAAUUUAGCCCAGGGAUCCUACUAACUCAGCGUUUCUCAAACUUAUUUAUCCUGGGGACCAGUCAUUUCAGGUUUGGGGGCUGCAGGGCCCUGCAUAAAGACCAUCCCCAAAUCCCCCCCCCCCUCCCCCCCCUGCGCGGUUGCAUAUCCGCAUAGAUAAAUAGUUAUAGAUAGAUAGGCUCCGCGGACCGGCAGGAACCCUCUCACGGACCAGCACUAGACCACGGCUCAUAGUUUGAGAAAUGCUGUACUAACUGAUAUAUUCAGUGUUAUAGCUUAAGAGCCUGGUAACUAGUACCUUGAUGGUUAUAAAAAUCAUCAUGAAAAACAUGGACCCACUUUGGUUGUAGAUAUCAUCACAGUCAGCUCAGUACACUCAGCUGGGACUGAAGCGAAAACCAAAAAAAAAAAUACACACAAAAACAUUUUGUGAAAAUAAUAUGAAAAAAAAAUAUGCCUUGAGUUACAGACUAGAAUAUUUGGCUAUUUUUUGUUUUAUUCUAAGUUAUGAACAAUUCUGUCAUUUAAUUGCCACGUUUUAUUAUGUCCAUAUACAGUAAUGUGUUAAUUACCAGAAAUAUCCAUUUACUUCUUUAGAUGGCAUAGAAAGAUAGACAAAUUUCUCAAAGCAUCCAAAGAUUAUUUCUUUAAAUGACGUACCCUGUUUGAAAUAAAAAAAAAGAAAAUGAAAGUUUUAUGUAUGCUGUUGCUGGCUGUAAUUAGUGUCGCUACUGAACUACACAAGGAGAAACACUUAUUUAUUAAUUAAAAGACAACUUAGACGUCAGUGCAACCUUACUGCAGAGGUACAGAUUUUCAGCAAAACAUUUAAAAUAUUCAAGCAGCUUUGCUCCAUUUCACAAGAUGUGCUUGAUAUGACUACAGUGAGACAGCAAGCAGGUGUGUUUUGUGCUUUUUCAAAUGUUUAUUCAUUUACUGAAUGUGUUAGGCAAACUGUUUACUGCCUUAGUUUAUAAAUUGGUGAGUUAUGUUUUCUGAGCUUUAUUUGAGUUGCAGUGCAAUUCAAGGUUAAAAUGCAACAUAUAUCUACAGAGCAUUUCAAAACAUUGGUUAACUAUAGUGCAUUAUACAGAACCUUUAAUAUUAAAGAUUUAAUUUUGUACUUACAGUCAACAAGAAAGAACAAACAAGUGUGAAUUGUAAACUAUAGACUUGUAUGUUUGUUAUGUGGGUUGAUUUUAAUGUCUGCUUGAAAACAAUAAACCUUUUAAAGAA
Molecule: messenger RNA, 21656 nt
Organism: Brienomyrus brachyistius
Lineage: Eukaryota; Metazoa; Chordata; Actinopteri; Osteoglossiformes; Mormyridae
Product: diacylglycerol kinase zeta-like
Exons: 32
Coding region: 12972-16709 (1245 amino acids)
Biological process (GO): regulation of synaptic transmission, glutamatergic; lipid phosphorylation; intracellular signal transduction
Cellular component (GO): nucleus
Molecular function (GO): ATP-dependent diacylglycerol kinase activity; protein binding
Source: RefSeq, a predicted model, not a curated record